Drosophila willistoni is the source of this 1710-nucleotide messenger RNA. It is a transcript of the gene Naa60, whose product is annotated as N-alpha-acetyltransferase 60. The record is from RefSeq and is a predicted model, not a curated record. The transcript has 5 exons. NCBI's taxonomy places the organism in Eukaryota, Metazoa, Arthropoda, Insecta, Diptera, Drosophilidae. Gene Ontology annotation, molecular function: protein-N-terminal amino-acid acetyltransferase activity; histone acetyltransferase activity. Bases 595 to 1428 code for a protein of 277 amino acids. Gene Ontology annotation, biological process: N-terminal peptidyl-methionine acetylation. Gene Ontology annotation, cellular component: Golgi membrane.
UCACACCUCAAUUUGGUUUCGACGAUUCCACCAGUCAAUCAUUUUAUUAAGUUAAUUUAAUUUCUAAAUUUUUGCUACAAAUCAUAUAAAAAUGAAUUGUUAAACGAAUAAAACUGAUACACCUGCUUGAGAAGAGUUAGCGAUGCGGGCACUGGACACUAACCAAUAACAGUAGCAAACAGCAGGAGCCAUAGCAUGCCAAUCAAAAGAAGAAACCAAAUGACUUGGAGGCCUUCCCGUUCCCAUUCAGAUUCCGAUUCAGGUGGUUCCAAGCGAGACAGAGUCAGAGCCAGAGGCAAACAAGUGGUUUAGUGAAGUUCAAUUAAACUCAAUUAAGCGCACAGAUCCAAAGCAACUAAGAAACAAAAGCAAAACUUAACGCAGUCGCCAAGAAAACAAUUUUUUUUUGACAAAAUUCCGCGCCUAACGUGUUCCAGCGAAGGUGGCGGUGGUGGUGGAGGGAUUGGAGGUUGUGGUGGUGCUGGCGGUGGUUGUUGUGGUCCAAUCCAUGGACAUAGGCAUAAUUGGUCUGAUUGGCAAGACAGGCAGCAGCACAAGCAGCGGGGUCACUGGAGCACCCCCAAUGACAAUACGAUGGCACAAUUUACACUCUACAAUAAACACAGUUCGCCGCCCAGUAGUAACGACAGCAAACGAUUGGACUGUGAACAUGUGCCUCUGUGUUCCGUUAACGAUGUGCAGCUAAGAUUUCUGGUGCCCGAUGACUUGACCGAGGUCCGCCAGCUAUGCCAGGAAUGGUUCCCCAUCGAUUAUCCACUAUCAUGGUAUGAGGAUAUUACCUCAAGUACGCGCUUCUUUGCCUUAGCCGCUGUAUAUAAUCUGGCCAUAAUUGGUUUAAUUGUUGCCGAAAUCAAACCGUAUCGAAAUGUUAAUAAGGAGGUAAUAGCCAAUAUGAGUGAUAGUGAUGAAUUGUACACCAGGCUGAGCGGUUUUCACAUGCAGGAUAAAGGCAUAUUGCCCGACUCGAUGGGACGUCAUGCGGACGUUGGCUACAUACUGUCACUGGGCGUGCAUAGGUCGCAUCGACGAAAUGGUAUUGGUUCGCUCUUGCUAGAUGCCCUGAUGAAUCACCUGACGACUGUCGAACGGCAUUCGGUGAAGGCCAUCUUCCUACACACACUGACCACUAAUCAACCUGCCAUAUUUUUCUACGAGAAACAAAGAUUUACGCUACACUCGUUCCUGCCCUACUACUACAACAUAAGGGGCAAGGGCAAGGACGGCUUCACCUAUGUGACCUAUAUAAAUGGCGGCCAUCCACCUUGGACCUUAUUAGAUCACAUCAAGCACUAUGCUUCCAAGGUGGGACACACCAGCAGCUUCUGCGUAUGGAUGGCAUCGCGUGUCCAGUCGGUGGUUCGUUGGUUAUACCACAAGCUCUUGACGCGAUUUAAUUUUAUUGAAUGAUUGAGCCAACUGGAUAUAGGAUGGAAAAUAGAUGGCAUUGGCGACAGAGCAAACACACACACACACACUCACUCACACAUACAUGCAGCAAAAGAAACAUCCUUCCGAAUAAUGCAAAAUGUUUAUGAUAAGUGUUAGGUGCAUUAUAUCAUUCAGUUGACCAUACACGCACCGCUCGACUCACCCACUCACUCAUACACACACACCCACACACACAGAACUCACACUCUCAUUGUAAAUGUUAGACCACCCAAUCAUACAAUCAUUUCGUUUUUUUAUAUA